Corticium candelabrum is the source of this 1499-nucleotide messenger RNA. Its product is annotated as glycosyltransferase 8 domain-containing protein 1-like. Gene Ontology annotation, molecular function: glycosyltransferase activity. Bases 105 to 1397 code for a protein of 430 amino acids. NCBI's taxonomy places the organism in Eukaryota, Metazoa, Porifera, Homoscleromorpha, Homosclerophorida, Plakinidae. Gene Ontology annotation, cellular component: Golgi apparatus. The transcript is spliced from 9 exons. The record is from RefSeq and is a predicted model, not a curated record.
AGGUAACUAUAAAGGUUGUGGGUGCGCCUGAGUGUUCAGCUUCGGGUCAGGAGCGGAGUAGGAUGUCGCACGUCUAACGCUAUCUCGAUCUACGUCCACAUUUCAUGAGAUCUGAUAACGGACCGUUGCCUGCUUUACAGGACGUCGCGAGAAUCCGGAGAACAGAGAUUCGAAGGCAAUUGAUGGGAAAACAAUUACGUUCCUUCAAUGCAGUGGUUUUCACUACAGGCUGUCUACUCAUUUUCUGUUCGUGGCAGUUGCUUAAGCUCCCUCAUCGUUAUAAGCCUGCGACAUGGAAUAGUUCCAGAAUGGAUGGGCUUUCUACAGUUUAUGCAACGAAACAAGAACAAUUAAGGUGCCAUCUGGGUGGAUUAUCCUUCAAUAACAACGAAGCUACAGCAAUUGCAGGACAGGCACUUUGUAAAUGCCGACAGGGAUUACUAUUUUGUUCCAGACCAAAUAUAGAUGAUGUCGAAGACAAGAAGGCGAUUCACGUCUUAAUUGCUUCACCUUCCAAACGAUUAGUUGGCAUGAUGGCUUUGGUCAACUCAAUCUAUAGCAACACAAACUCAUCACUGAAAUUUCACUUGGUGACGAACGAUCAAGGAGCAAAUCAUUUGUCAAUCUGGAUGAGCAUACCGAAGCUGCGGAACGUGAAGCGAGAAAUUAUUGUGUUUAAUAGGUAUUGGAUUGGGGGAAGAAUUUCGUUACCUCACAGAGGAGCACGAUGGGAAGAGUUUAUAGAACCUAUAACGUUUGCACGUUUCUAUCUUCCUCAGCUUUUGCCAGACUUCACUGGUCGUGUGAUAUACAUGGAUGAUGAUUGCAUAGUCAAAGGUGAUAUUCGACAUCUACAUAGAACCUUUAUAUCCAAAAAUCACAUUGGAGCUUUUUCAACUUUAUGCCAAGAAGUUGAUGACCAUUACUCAAUCACCCGUGGUUCUUAUGGUGACAUAUUGAAUUAUCACAAUGCCAAAGUGCAACAAUUAGGCAUUCCAGAUACGACAUGUAUGCUUAAUAGUGGUCUGUUUGUUGUUGAAAUGAUGAGGUGGAAAGAGUAUAACAUUACUGAUCAGCUUGAGUACUGGGCAGAUCUUAACAGUAGAGAAACUGUAUUCUUUGAAGCUGGUGACCAGCCAGUUUUUAUGAUUGUGUUCCACGGCCUGUUUUCACUAGUUAAUCCAUACUGGCAUGUUAGACAUUUAGGUUACAGAGCCGGUGGACGUUAUCCUAAACAUUUCUUCGAUGAAGAAGCUCAUCUACUUCACUGGAAUGGAGCCAAUAAACCUUGGCAAAAUCCAGACCAAUAUGGUUCUAACAUAUGGAGAAAAUAUGAGCUGCAGGAUCCUUUAGGGAUCCAGACAACAGCUAGUAAUGUUGUAAAAUAUACAGAAUGAGUUAUUUAGGUUCUUUGCUACGUUUAAGAUGAAAGUCAAACUUUUCAUGUUGGCUUUGUAGUGGCUGAUGUUUAGAUAAAAAGAACAACUUGUGCUUUUCAC